AUGCCGACAGUUCACCUCUUGGACUACGUUGCUGGCAACAUCCGAUCGCUGGUCAAUGCCAUUGAGAAGGUCGGCUACCAGGUCGAAUGGAUCAAGUCGCCCGAAGAUGUGUCAAAGGCAGAGAAACUCAUCCUCCCCGGAGUAGGCCACUUUGGUCACUGUCUCUCUCAAUUCAACAAUUCUGGCUAUGUCGAACCCAUCAAGAAGCACAUCGCCGCCGGUAAGCCCUUCAUGGGCGUCUGUGUCGGCCUGCAAGCCCUGUUCGAAGGCUCAGAAGAGAACUCAACUGUCCCUGGUCUGGGUCUGAUUCCCGGUCGCCUUGAAAGAUUUGACGACUCGGACAAGAGUGUGCCUCACAUUGGCUGGAACUCGGCCAACCCUGCCUCUACCCAAGGCCUCGAUGCCAACCAGAGCCUGUACGGCAUGCGUCCCGACAGCAAAUACUACUACGUCCACUCAUACGCGAAAAUGUACGAGCCUGGUGUUCUUGAGAAGGCCGGCUGGUCGGUAGCUACUGCCCGCUACGGCAACCAGGAGUUCGUUGGUGCUGUCGCAAAAGACAAUGUCCUGGUCACUCAAUUCCACCCUGAGAAGAGUGGUGCUGCCGGCCUGCGCGUCCUCAAGGCUUUCCUGAAUGGCGACCGCCUCACCACAUUGCCGCAAACACCUGAAGCCUCAACUACAAAAGAAGGUCUGACUCGCCGCAUCAUUGCCUGCCUCGACGUCCGCACAAACGACCAGGGCGAUCUCGUCGUCACAAAAGGUGACCAAUACGAUGUUCGCGAGAAAGAGGAGGGCGCUGCCGUACGCAACCUCGGCAAGCCAGUCUCUAUGGCACAGAAAUACUACGAACAAGGCGCCGACGAAGUCACCUUCCUCAACAUCACCUCGUUCCGUGAGACUCCUCUCAAGGACCAGCCCAUGCUCGAAAUCCUUCGCCAGGCCUCAUCCACAGUCUUCGUCCCUCUCACAAUCGGCGGUGGCAUCCGCGACACAAAAGACCCAGAAACGAACACCGUCGUCCCUGCCCUCGAAGUCGCAACCCUCUAUUUCAAGUCCGGCGCCGACAAAGUAAGCAUUGGCUCCGACGCCGUCACCGCCGCCCAAGAAUACUACGCCAACAACAGCACACUCUCCGGGAAGACCGCCAUCGAGACAAUCAGCAAAGCCUACGGUGUCCAAGCCGUCGUCGUCUCUGUCGACCCCCGCAGAAUCUACGUCAAAGACCCCUCAGAAACCUUUCACGCAACAAUCAAAACACCCUACCCAGGCCCCAACGGCGAAGAGUAUUGUUGGUACGCAUGUACCAUCCACGGCGGUCGCACCACCUCCGACCUCGACGUGAUUCAACUCUGCACAGCCGUCGAAGCAAUGGGCUGUGGAGAAAUCCUACUCAACUGCAUUGACAAGGACGGCACAAACUCUGGCUUUGAUCUCGAGUUGAUCCGUUCUGUCAAGAAUGCUAUCAAGAUCCCUGUUAUUGCGUCGAGUGGAGCUGGUAACCCCGGCCACUUCAAAGAGGUGUUUGAUCAGACUACUGUGGAUGCUGCGCUGGGUGCUGGUAUGUUCCACCGUGGCGAGUACACGGUUAGACAGGUCAAGGAGGUGUUGGAGAAGGAUGGUUUGCUGGUCAGAAAGUUCGAGGAUGAGAUUUGA
This is a messenger RNA of Aureobasidium melanogenum CBS 110374, 1656 nucleotides long. RefSeq names its product imidazole glycerol phosphate synthase HisHF. Gene Ontology annotation, molecular function: oxo-acid-lyase activity; imidazoleglycerol-phosphate synthase activity. NCBI's taxonomy places the organism in Eukaryota, Fungi, Ascomycota, Dothideomycetes, Dothideales, Saccotheciaceae. Gene Ontology annotation, biological process: L-histidine biosynthetic process. The record is from RefSeq and is a predicted model, not a curated record. The transcript has 2 exons. Bases 1 to 1656 code for a protein of 551 amino acids.